CCUGGUACGAGUUAAAAAAAGAAGAUGGCGGUCAACAUGUUGCUGCAAUCAAGGUUAUUUCACGGACAUUUUCGUAGGAAUUUGAAGCCUCAUAUCCGCGACUAUGCUUUUUUUCGCUGCUCAAGGCUUAGUACUAUGGUAAAACCCUACAUUUUUCACUCAAAAACGAGAACUUUAGAGUCAGACUCACAGGGUCUCUAUUUGACGAAGUCAGUUCUGGUGGGUGACAUGCCGACGUUUGGGUCAGAGAAUACGUUCGAGGCAAUAGAUCGCGAUGAGUUGAUGUCUAGAUACCGACAGUGCGUCUUGCAGACCAGAUUGUUUAAUUAUGAGGGGGAAAGAUCUACGAAAACAACGUGCGCAAUGCCUUUGAUGCAAAACAUGAUGAAGGUUGUCUGGAGUCUUGCGGAUAGAUUUCCAGGCUUAUUGGACAUGACAUUGUCCUACAAGCCACAUGUAUCAGCCACCUGGCCGCGCGGGAAACAAGACGUUCAAGUGUCUGGAAACCUGGGGUUUCUCCUCUCCUCUAAAAAUAUCUUGAGCCCCUUUGCAAAUCCAGAUCAAGUGAAUGCAACCAAGAAGCAAAGCCUUGAGAACCUUGACAUUAUAGCUCCUGUGUUCAACUUGCAUCAGAUGGAAACUAAGGGUGAGAUGGAUACUGGCUUUUACCCUGGUGCACCAUACCCCAACCUGCAUACCCUGGUGAUGGUCAACACAGAGAAGGACUGGUCAAUCAGGGAUAUCUCAGCUCAAGGGAUGAUGUUCACAUUUGCUAGGCUGGUUGCCGAAGCAACAUGUAACCAUGGCUAUCAAAUGGGGGAAGACCUAGAAGAACCCUUAACAGGGCAGUGUAUCAUGACAAAUGGCAUCAGACUCUCAUUCCUUUGUUUCCAGUUAAACACUUUAGACUUGCGCUCAGAUGAAGGUGUGAAAAACAUGGUUUGGCUCAAAUCAGGGGUGCAGAUGUAUGAGCGGGCAAGGCUUGAGGAGGUUCCUCCUGAAAGGAAGUUAGAUCCGAUAACUUAUGAAGCUAAAGUUGAGGGCUUCAAUACUGACAGUUUUGAAAUGUUUACCAAUAUGCUGUUAAAUGGUUCACAGGAUGAUCAGAGUUAGUGCUAGUUAAAUACAUGUCUACUUUUACAAAGUUACAUCCUUAAAGUAAAAUAAAAUUGAAAUUGCUAACCCAAAGUUUCUAUAUAGGUUUUAUAACUGUUAUUUUGAGUUAUCCAUGAACCACCAAGUACAAAAUGAUAUAGAUUUUGGCUUCUGUCAAGUCAAAAGCCUUGAACUGCUUUCAUAGGUCUACACAUUAAUGGCGUCCAACCAAGCCAGUUAACAGCAAUCGUUGAAAGAGAUGAGAAAUGCUGUAGUAUGUAGGGAAUGGUACGUAGGUGAAAGUUCUCAUAAUACUGAAAAUUGCAGUAACCUAGAUCCUUGAAUUUAUUGGAAAGACAGUUAAA
This is a messenger RNA of Nematostella vectensis (starlet sea anemone), 1460 nucleotides long. RefSeq names its product 39S ribosomal protein L37, mitochondrial. The transcript has 3 exons. Lineage: Eukaryota; Metazoa; Cnidaria; Anthozoa; Actiniaria; Edwardsiidae. The record is from RefSeq and is a predicted model, not a curated record. Gene Ontology annotation, biological process: translation. Gene Ontology annotation, molecular function: structural constituent of ribosome. Gene Ontology annotation, cellular component: ribosome; mitochondrion. The coding region runs from base 25 to 1113 and encodes 362 amino acids.